Siniperca chuatsi (mandarin fish) is the source of this 2000-nucleotide messenger RNA. It is a transcript of the gene rnf32, whose product is annotated as ring finger protein 32. Gene Ontology annotation, molecular function: protein binding. Lineage: Eukaryota; Metazoa; Chordata; Actinopteri; Centrarchiformes; Sinipercidae. The record is from RefSeq and is a predicted model, not a curated record. The transcript has 7 exons. Bases 108 to 1169 code for a protein of 353 amino acids.
GCUAACCCAGAGGUCUCAGCCAAUCAGAGGCAGCGAUGACGCUCCGCGUGAGAGGAGGAGGGCCUAGACUGGUUACCUAGUAACCAGUCAAACGCUGUGUUAAUAGGAUGGCAAUGCGGAAGGACUUGACACCUAAAGCUAGCAACAAGUUGGUGAUCAAUUCAGUUGCCUUCCAAGACCACAUCACACGCACCCUGCUGCAUCCAAACUUUUCACUGUCUGACCCUUUGAGAUGCAGAAGAAAAGCACAGAGAAAUCCACAAGCAAGAGGAAGAGGGGAAGAAAGGGGUCUGCACAGACAAGAUCGGCAAGAAGGGAGAGAAUAUGUGCUUGAUUCUGCUCCACCUCCUUUAACAUUAGCUCAGAAGUUGGGUUUGGUGGCCUCCCCUGCAGGGAGACUGAGAGAGGACGAAUGGACUCGGGUUAAAGCGAGGUCUGUUCAGCAGGGGGAAUCAGCUCAGCCCUGUGCAAUAUGCAGGGAGGAGUUUUGCCUUAAGCCUCAGGUGUUGCUGUCUUGUUCUCAUGUUUUCCACAGAGCAUGUUUGCAGGCCUUUGAGAGGUUUUCUGGGAGGAAGUGCUGCCCGAUGUGCAGAAAGGAGCAGUAUGAAACACGGGUGAUCCACGAUGCAGCUCGCCUCUUCAGACACCAGUGUGCCACCAGAAUUCAAGCAUGCUGGCGAGGCUAUGUUGCUCGAAAAAGGUACAGAAAAUUGAGAAAAUCCAUCUGCCCAAAAGACAAACAGCUGCGACGCGAAUUCUUCGAAGCAAAGUUGCAGGAGUUGAAUGACAGCUUUGUCCGAUACUGUCACACCGACACGGAGGCUUUUCUGAGUGAUAUCAACCGCUCGCUGUCAUCAAGCAGACGAGUGUUCCAGCAGCUGGAGAGAAAGAACGUCUCAGAACCUCAGGAGAACGACUGGGACCGAAUACAGAGCCAGGUUAUCCAGAGAGGUGUCUGGGACUGCCCCAUCUGCCUGACUGGACUGUGCAGGCCAAACCUCCCAACAGAAGCAGGUACAUCGAACCAUCGACAACACAGACGCACCGUGCUUCUGUCCUGUUCCCACCUCUUCCAUCAGCUCUGUCUAGAGGCCUUUGAAGCCUAUACAACAGAGAGCAGGCCUUCCUGUCCCCUGUGUAGAUCUGUCUACCACAAAAAACUCAUCUAACCAGGUACAAAUUUAUGCAAGAUGCCAUUUUAGAUCAUCUCAUACAGUAAUAUUUGUAACCUCAUGAACCCUUUAGAAUGAUUACAAUGUUGUACAGUGAAUGACAAGAUUGAAGAAAUAGUUUCAGCAUUUUGGGAAAUACGUUUAUUCACUUUCUUGCUGAGAGUUAGAUGAGAAUCAUUGCCCCUCAUGUCUGUGCAUUAAAUAUGAUGCUGGAUUACCUUAGUUUAGCAUAAAGAUGGGAAGCAGGGGGAAACUGCUAGCUUAGCUCUCUCUAAAGUUCUUAAGCUCACUAAUUGAAUAACACAUUGUAUUUCAUUUGUUUAACCUGUACAUAAAAAGAUAUGUGAAUGACAGUUUUUGGUUUUAUGGGGAGUUACGUGCUGUAACUAUUUCCUGGCAAACAGCGGCCAAGAGCAGUAACUUCCUGCAGUCUUGUCACCAGGAGAUUGUAAGGCAACAAGCGGAGACUCUGGGAAGUCACUGCCCUUAGUUGCCGAGAAAUAGUUACAGCAUGUUAAUUCUCUGUAAAAUGACAAACUGUUCAUUGUACAUUAUUGUUUGUGUGGAUUAAACAAGCAAGAUACGUGUAGGUGGAUUUUUGAACUUUAAACAGAGCCAGACAGCUGUUUCCCCCCCGCUUCCAGUCUUUAUGCUAAGCUAAGCUAAUUGGGUCCUGGCUCUAGCGCAAUACUUGGUGCAGUCAUGAGUGGUAUCAAUCCUAACUCUUGUCAAGAAAUCGAAUAAGCGUAUUUCCCAAAAUGCCAAACUAUCAGUGAAUCAAUAUUAAUGUCCAGGAUGUCACAAUGAUGAAUGAAAAUGUUCACAAAG